Lathyrus oleraceus (garden pea) is the source of this 1241-nucleotide messenger RNA. Its product is annotated as protein SODIUM POTASSIUM ROOT DEFECTIVE 2. The record is from RefSeq and is a predicted model, not a curated record. Gene Ontology annotation, molecular function: metal ion binding. Bases 127 to 951 code for a protein of 274 amino acids. Lineage: Eukaryota; Viridiplantae; Streptophyta; Magnoliopsida; Fabales; Fabaceae. The transcript is spliced from 3 exons.
CCAUCUGAAAAUUAUACAUACCUAUCUCUUUCUCUGUUUUCUUUCUCUCCACUUCACAACCUCACUCCUCAAAACCAUUCACUACUACCAACUUUCCUUAUCUCUAAUUUCUAAACCAUCAAAAACAUGAAAGGCAUUGAAAUCUUCUGUGCAUCACAAGCCUCAACUGCCAUAUGUCUUAACACUGAUCAUGCUUCAUCAUCUUCUUCUUCUUCCUCAAACACCAUUCAAUUUGGUGGUAGAGCCAUUGAUCGCCACAACCCCAUCAUCACAGAUCCAAAAAGAACUCCAUCAAGAGAUUUCACUCUCCCUACCUCUUCUUCUCCAUCGCCCAUCAACCCAAAACCUCUCCAUGAUCUCAAAAAAACCAAGAAAAAGAAAACUACUACAACGACUGAUAAAACAACUGAACAUAAACAUAUUGCUAAUAGUUUCACUUCAAAACCAUUAGAUAGUAUUCUAAGAAGGAGUUGGGUUAAACCACCUUCUGAUUCAAUCACUCCUCCUACUUCUUCAAGAUAUUUGCUUGAUGACAUAACUUCUUUAGAUGGUGUGUUAGAUUAUGACCCUGUUUUGGGUUUAACUAAGGUUGAUGAUAGCAAAAAGAAAGCUCAAGUUUUUCAUGAAGAUGAAAAUAAUCAUUCAUCUAAGCAACACUCUAGCUCCUCUCUUCCAAAGUCUACUUCUACAAACCAGGUUGUGGUGUUAAGGGUUUCUCUGCACUGUAAAGGCUGUGAAGGGAAAGUGCGGAAACAUCUUUCUAGAAUGCAAGGGGUUACGUCCUUCAAUAUAGACUUUGCAGCAAAGAAGGUUACAGUAGUUGGCGAUGUGACUCCUUUGAGUGUUAUGGCAAGCAUAUCAAAGGUGAAAACUGCGAAAAUUUGGCCAGAAACUGCUUCGCCAAAUGGAUCUGGUGCUGGUGAAACAAAGAAAACAAAUGCUAUGAUCUAGUUGAAGAGGAAAAUAGAGUGUUGGUGUUUUUGUAUGCUUUGAGUAUGAGUUAGGUAGUAAUUUAAUUGAUGUAAAUGCGAAUGUAAGCAAAAGUGUAGCAGUGGCUUUGAAGAGGUAUUAUUAUAAGAUUAAUCGAACUAUAGUUCGUGUAAUAAUAUAUAAUAUAACUUCAAAGCACUCAAAGGAAUGUUGAAUGACGAUGUUCAAACUUCAAAGCACUUUAGACACCCACCUUGCAAUCCAUGUUGAACGCCUCACAGGUGAUGCAAUGUAAGAUCAAAUUUAAUAUC